Messenger RNA from Pyricularia pennisetigena, 138 nucleotides. RefSeq lists its product as uncharacterized. Lineage: Eukaryota; Fungi; Ascomycota; Sordariomycetes; Magnaporthales; Pyriculariaceae. Bases 1 to 138 code for a protein of 45 amino acids. The transcript has 2 exons. The record is from RefSeq and is a predicted model, not a curated record.
AUGGAAUCAGUGAGUGCCUGGGUCUGGUCGACUCAGGGAUUGCCCUGCGAUGGCAGAUAUUCACCCUUACGGUUGUCAAACUGGCAUCCAGCCCGCUGCCUUAGCCAACAGCGUUCAUCAGACGUGGGGCGAGGCUAG